AUGAAAUCCCUCAGCCCGAUCCUCUUCCUCGUCUUCCUCCUCGCCCCGCUGGGUUCCAAGGCUGACCCUUCGGCCUCGCCGCUUACAGGCUCCGACUUCCCUGAGAUGGGCCACCCUUCUCAGACCUCCCCUCCUGCUUCUGAGAAUUCCACUGGAGACCUGCCUAACCCAGACUCCCCUGCGACUGCUUAUCCCGAGCCCUCCAAAUCACCUCAUGCAGUUUCCCCUGAGCCCUCCCGCCUUGACUUCACUGAGACUACCAACCAUGACCUCCGAGAAACCACACACCCAGAGUCUCCUGAGAGCCCUAAAUCUACCUCACUCAACCCCUCAAUAGCAGACUCCCUGAAGACCCCAAAAAUUAACCUCUCCAAAAUGACAGAACCUUCUGAGACCCCCAAACCUGACCCGACUGAUAUCCCACACCCAGAAUCCCCUGAGACCCUCAAACUUAAUCCCUCCAAAACCUCACACCCAGAAUUUCCUGAGACCCCAAGCCCUGACCCUACCCAAACUCCACACCAAGAAUCCUCAGAAAGUCCCAAACUUAACUCCACCGAAAUCUCACAUGCAGAAGUCCCUGAGACCCCACAUCCUGACCCCACCAAGACUCUUCACCCCAAAUCUCCAGAAACCUAUAGCCCUGACAUCACCGAAACCCCAAACUCUGAAUUCCUUCAGACCCUCCAUCCGGACUCUACUGAAACCCCCCACCGGCAUUCCCAUGUAACUCACAAUCCCAGCCCCACUGAAAUUUCCCACACAGAAUCCCCCACAACCCAGUACCAAAAUGCAACAGAGAACCCCAUGACCUCUGACCCUGAGAUCUCCACCAGUCCUCACCCAGAAACGACUGCACCUUUCAAGGACAAAGCUACUGCCCUAAAUGAGCUGCCCCUGAGUCCCAAACCAGAAACCCCUGCAGUGACCCAGCCUGACUCCCUUAAAUUGCCCACGUCAGUUUCUCCUGGGACAGUUGAACUGAAGGCCUCCCAGAACUCUAGCCUUAAAGGACCUGAUGCCCUUCUUCCCUCAGCCCGGAUUGCGGGCCCGCCUGCUCCUCUCGGUUCCCCCAGUCAGCCAGCCCCUGCCACUCCGCGGGCCCCGCAGCGGCGCAGCCGAGGUGAGAGAGUCAGCACUAUCAUCGUGGUGGAACGAGUGGAGGAGACCGGCGUGACCCUGGUGGGGCGCCCCCGGGGCGUGGCGGGCGGGGCCCUCUGCCUCUUCCUCGCGGGCACCGGACUGCUGAUCGGCAUUUUCCUGCUGCUCUGGUGUCUCUACCGCCGGGCGGCUCGGCACCGGCCCUUCGCACACCACCGGCUUCCAAACGACGGAGAUGAACCUGUUAUGCAUUUGGAAGCCCCGAAGGACCCCUACGACCUCUACUUUUAUGCCCCGGACGCCUGGGUCCCUUCACACAUCGCCACCAAACAGCCGCCGCCCACCCCCCCGCUGCCGCCCAAGCUACCCCCGCCUCCCCGCGGGAACCGCCCCCAGAGCCUGGAGUCGCUCUCCCCCGCCACGCUCCCCAACAACUUCGUGUGAGCCCCACUCGCGUCCUGCCAGACCCGCGCCAUCCCCAGACGGAGGAAGGACCCAGAGGUCCUGUCCUCCUGGUGUGCUUUACUGCAUAGUAAUCCUCUUGGGUAGGA
Molecule: messenger RNA, 1652 nt
Organism: Neomonachus schauinslandi (Hawaiian monk seal)
Lineage: Eukaryota; Metazoa; Chordata; Mammalia; Carnivora; Phocidae
Gene: GFY
Product: golgi associated olfactory signaling regulator
Exons: 3
Coding region: 1-1545 (514 amino acids)
Source: RefSeq, a predicted model, not a curated record